AUGUCUGCAUAUAUAAUAGAUUUAUCAAUUUCAGGUUUUUCAUUAUCUAUCUAUCUAUCUAUCUAUCUCUGGUUUUUCAUUUUCUUUCUUUCUUUCUUUCUUUCUUUCUUUCUUUCUUUCUAUCUAUCUAUCUAUCUAUCUAUCUCUGGCUGUUCAUUUUCUUUCUUUCUUUUUCAUUCCUUCGUUUUAAACUAUUUUCUUUCUUUCUUUCUUUCUUUCUUUCUUUCUUUCUUUCUUUCUUUCUUUCUUUUUAUUGUACUUUUCCAUUCCCAUUCAUUUCGUUCUUCCCUUCUUUAUCUCUAUCUAUCUAUCUAUCUAUCUAUCUAUCUAUCUAUCUAUCUAUCUAUCUAUCUCUGGUUAUUCAUUUUCUAUCUAUCUAUCUAUCUAUCUAUCUAUCUAUCUAUCUAUCUAUCUAUCUAUCUAUCUAUGGCUGUUCAUUUUCUUUCUUUCUUUCUUUAUUUUUCAUUCCUUCGUUUUAAACUAUUUUCUUUCUUUCUUUCUUUCUUUCUUUCUUUCUUUCUUUCUCUUUAUUGUACUUUUCUAUUUCCAUUCAUUUCGUUCUUCUCUUCUUUCUCUCUGUCUCUCCUAUCUAUCUAUCUAUCUAUCUAUCUAUCUAUCUAUCUAUCUAUCUAUGGUUGUUCCUUUUCUAUCUAUCUAUCUAUCUAUCUAUCUAUCUAUCUAUCUAUCUAUCUAUCUAUCUAUCUGUGA
Molecule: messenger RNA, 708 nt
Organism: Acanthosepion pharaonis
Lineage: Eukaryota; Metazoa; Mollusca; Cephalopoda; Sepiida; Sepiidae
Source: the annotation of a GenBank genome assembly